GCCAGCGACCGGAGAUCAUUGACCCCUUGAAUCAGGGGCUUUGUAGAAAUUGAAUUUGCAUCUUUUGGGUGGGGGGGCUCCUGCGCCAUUCUCUUGUCUGCUUCAUGACAUUAUAGUGAAGAAGCAGCGGCCGAUGCGAUUUCUAUGGCCGAAGACGAGGAUAGAGUUCUGCUUAGUAGUUUGGGUAUAACCUCCGCGAAUCCUGAGGAUAUCGAGCGUGACAUUCUAGCAGAGGUAAUAAGGAAUGAUGAGAAUGGUAGCGAAGGUGGAGGGAGCACGGAGGAGGAACCUCUCGAGAAGUCGGAAAGUAUUGACCCAUCAUCCACGAGCCAAGCAAAACUCUUCCAUAAAUUGAAGGUAGUAGAGUUUGAAAUAGAUGCCGUUGCCUCCACUGUUGGGCAGGUGAGGAAUGUUGCAAGUGAUGGUAAUGACAGAGGGGAGCUUGGAAAUCAAGAGGAUGGUGGUCAAGUUUCCCCUAAUGGCUUAAAUCUUCAGCAUGCCUUGGCUGCUGAUCGGCUUCGAAGCCUCAAGAAAACCAAGGCUCAACUUGACAAAGAACUUUCAGAUUUGCGCAAGGGUAACUCUUCCAAAGCUGUUGAACAUGACAAGGUGUUACGAAAUCUGGUCAAGGAAGAGCCAAAACGCAAGAGGAAGUUAAAAGAGGUUCAGAAAUCGAGGAAAAAUGUGGAAAAGAGACAGAAAAUAGUCUCAUUUGAGGAGGAUACUGGUUUUGAUGCACUUUUGGAUGCAGCAUCUUCAGGCUUUGUUGAAACAGAAAGGGAUGAAUUCAUUCGGAAAGGAAUUUUAACUCCUUUUCAUAAGCUGAAGGGUUUUGAGCGCCGUCUUCAACAACCAGGGUCAUUUAAUAGGCUCGAUGUACCUGAGAAUGAAGAUGAGACUAAUAAUCUUGUUGCUGCAAGUGUUGCCAGAGCUGUACGGUCAAUGUCAGAGGCUGCUCAAGCUCGCCCAACAACCAAACUCCUUGAUCCAGAAGCUUUGCCAAAGCUUGAUGCACCUACUCGUCCUUUUCAAAGGCUGAAAACACCUUUAAAACUUCCUCAAUCCGCAAAACGAGAGCUAGAAAAGAAUGAUGAUUCAAAAAGGAAAAAGAAAAACAAACGGCCUUUGCCUAACAGGAAGUGGACAAAGCUCAUUUCUUGUGAGGAAAAGCACUUGGAAGAAAGUGAGGAUGCAAGGGAUGAAGUAGUAAGCUCCAGUUGUGAAGAUGUGAAGCCAGAGGGUGUUAAAGACGUGGAUGAUUAUGAACCUCCUUAUGUAACACUUGAAGGUGGGCUGAAAAUACCAGAAAGCAUCUUUUGCGCACUUUUUGACUAUCAAAAAGUGGGAGUACAGUGGUUGUGGGAAUUGCAUUGCCAAAGAGCAGGUGGGAUUAUGGGAGAUGAGAUGGGUCUUGGUAAGACUAUCCAAGUCUUAUCUUUUCUUGGUGCACUGCAUUUCAGUAAUAUGUACAAACCGAGCAUUAUUGUCUGCCCUGUUACACUCUUGCGACAGUGGAGAAGGGAAGCACGAAAAUGGUACCCAAGCUUUCAUGUGGUGAUACUACAUGAUUCUGCUCAGGAUCCUAUUAAUAGGAAGAAGCAAGCCAAAUCUUAUGAUAGUGAUUAUGAAAGCGAAGCUUCAUUUGACAGUGAAUAUGAGGGAGACAUCUCGUCUAGGAGCAAUGGAAAAUGGGAUUCCUUGAUAAACCGUGUUUUGAGAUCAGAAUCUGGGUUGCUUAUCACCACUUAUGAGCAACUGCGCAUAUUAGGUGAAAAAUUGCUUGAUAUUGAAUGGGGUUAUGCAGUUUUGGAUGAAGGACACCGAAUUCGGAAUCCGAAUGCUGAGAUUACUCUAGUUUGCAAGCAGCUACAGACAAUUCAUCGAAUAAUAAUGACUGGUGCUCCAAUUCAGAACAAGCUGGCUGAACUGUGGUCUUUAUUUGAUUUUGUUUUCCCUGGGAAGCUGGGUGUCUUGCCUGUAUUUGAGGCAGAGUUUGCAGUCCCCAUAUCUGUUGGUGGUUAUGCUAAUGCUUCACCAUUGCAAGUAUCCACAGCUUACAGGUGUGCUGUGGUCCUGCGUGACUUAAUCAUGCCUUAUCUCCUACGACGUAUGAAGGCUGAUGUGAAUGCCCACCUUCCAAAGAAGACCGAACAUGUCCUCUUUUGCAGCCUCACUGCAGAGCAACGAUCUGUGUAUAGAGCUUUUCUAGCUAGCACUGAGGUAGAACAGAUUUUAGAUGGCAAUAGAAAUUCUCUUUACGGAAUUGAUGUGAUGCGUAAGAUUUGCAAUCACCCUGAUCUGCUUGAGAGGGAGCAUUCCUGCCACAAUCCAGACUAUGGGAAUCCAGAACGCAGUGGAAAAAUGAAAGUAGUUGACCAAGUGCUUAAGGUUUGGAAGGAACAAGGUCAUCGUGUUCUUCUUUUUACACAAACUCAACAAAUGCUUGAUAUUCUUGAGAAGUUUUUGAUUACCGCUGGCUACUGCUACAGGAGAAUGGAUGGUCUUACUCCCGUAAAACAAAGAAUGGCCUUAAUGGAUGAAUUUAAUAACUCAAAUGAUGUCUUUAUCUUCAUUUUAACGACCAAGGUUGGUGGUUUGGGAACAAAUCUAACUGGUGCAGACCGGGUGAUCAUCUACGAUCCUGACUGGAACCCUUCAACUGACAUGCAGGCCAGGGAGCGUGCUUGGCGUAUUGGUCAGAAACGGGACGUAACAGUGUAUAGAUUGAUCACAAGUGGAGCGAUAGAGGAGAAGGUGUACCACCGGCAGAUUUACAAACAUUUUCUCACUAAUAAGAUUUUGAAGAACCCACAGCAGAGAAGGUUCUUUAAAGCUCGGGAUAUGAAGGAUCUUUUCGUCCUGAAUGACAACAGAGAGAAUGGGUCAACUGAAACAUCUAAUAUUUUCGGUCAACUUUCUGAAGAUGUAAACGUUGUUGGGGCUCAGAAAGAUAAACAGGAUAAGCAAAAACCUCUUGAAGUUCCUGCACGACAUACUGAUGGUGUUGCAGCUGAAAAUGAUAACAAAUCAGGGAUUGCAACUUCGAGCGGGAAAGGGAAAGAAAAAGCUGAUCACAGUGAUGGUGAUGUAGAUGAAGAAACAGGCAUUUUAAGGAGUCUUUUUGGUGCCCAUGGGAUACAUAGUGCCAUGAACCAUGAUGUAAUCAUGAACGCCCAUGAUGGGGAGAAGAUGAGGCUUGAGGAGCAAGCUUCCCAAGUUGCACAAAGAGCAGCAGAAGCAUUGCGCCAGUCACGGAUGCUCCGUAGUCGUGACAGUAUUUCUGUCCCAACAUGGACCGGGAAAUCCGGGACUGCUGGUGCACCAUUAUCUAUGCGUCAGAAGUUCGGUUCAACUGUGAACUCUCAGUUGACAAAUAAUACCAAAUCGGUCAAUGACUUGUCCAGCAGUGGAACCAACAGUAUAAGUGGAAUUGCAGCUGGGGCAUCCGCAGGGAAGGCACUAUCUUCAGGCGAACUAUUAGCUAGAAUACGAAGUACCCAAGAAAGAGCUGUUGGUGCUGGACUUGAACAACAGUUGGCUUCAAGUUCUCAUAACGAUGUUCCGCGUGGAGGGGCCACUCUGCAUGGAUCCGAGGUUUAUCCGACAGGGAUGGGUACACGAAGUGAUCCUGCCUUGGAGAAUUCCUCAUCAUCAAAAAAAAGUUCUCGUAACAAGGCAAGAUCCGCUGAUGUUGGGCCUUCUAGACCAUCAAAGAACAAAGCUAGAGUGCAGCCGGAAGUUUUGAUACGCCAGAUCUGUACAUUUAUGCAACAAAGAGGUGGAAGAACCACUUCAGCCAGCAUAGUGCAGCACUUCAAAGAGAGGAUACCCGCCGAGGAUCUACCCUUGUUUAAGAAUCUUUUGAAGGAAAUAGCAACACUAGCGAAAGACCUGAAUGAAUCGCAUUGGGUUCUAAAACCAGAGUAUCUACAGAAAUAAUCAUACAAAUAUUUCUAGGAUCUGCAGCCAUGUUCAUAUCUGCUUUAGUCGUGUUCGCCAGUUGGUCAUUGUUUCUUCCAAUUUUUCAGUGACAGGCAAAGGUGACAAGAAAGUCCUUUUUACAGUUUCUCGGUCAUUUUUGGCACUUUCUGAUUCAAGCCACACUCUUCACUGAACAAUCUUUUGCUGUACAGUGCAAAAUGUAGAAUUUUUUUUUUUGGAAACUUCUAAAAUUAAUCCAAAAUGUUCAA
Molecule: messenger RNA, 4190 nt
Organism: Corylus avellana
Lineage: Eukaryota; Viridiplantae; Streptophyta; Magnoliopsida; Fagales; Betulaceae
Gene: CHR8
Product: chromatin remodeling 8
Biological process (GO): transcription-coupled nucleotide-excision repair
Cellular component (GO): nucleus
Molecular function (GO): ATP-dependent activity, acting on DNA; ATP binding
Source: RefSeq, a predicted model, not a curated record